CCUGACCGGCUGACCCGGCCUGAGCGCGCGUGUGGCCACUGGCAACCAACACGACCAGCGGAGCGGAGCCAGCAACCACCGCCGCAUCCUCCCUCCCUCCCCGUCCCGGACGCUCCUCCCGCUGAUUUUUUUCUUCUUCCUCUCCUUCCUCCUUUCCAACUGGCAAGCAACCGCGCCCCUCCCCCCACCAACGAGGAGCGCCGAGCGGGACGGGACAGCCAGAGCGAAAGCAGCCGCCUUUGCUGCAAAAGCGCGCCGCGCACUGCUGCGCCCCCCUCUCCCUCCCUCUCUCUCUCUCUCUCUCUCUCUCUCUCUCAUAGCGCCUUCCUCUGGCUCCGCCGCACUCUUUUCGUUUCGGUUUCCCGCCCCCGAAGCCCCGGCGAAAUUUGAGACGCGGGCCAAGGCGCGAGGCGGCACAGCUUCUCGUCCUCGGCGGCGCGGAGGCGGACGGCUGCGUCUGACUCCGCGGACAUGGCGCCGGCGCCGGCGGCUGAACAACCCUUGGAGUAUGAGCUGCGACAAGAGCUCUCCGAUAUCAUGCUCCAGGGCUACAUUACCGGUCUGCGCCGCGAGUUCGAGACGAAGCUAUGUGAGAAUCACAACCGUAUCAGCACACUGAGCAAGAACUGCAAGGAAAACCUUUCCGAGAUCACCGCUCUACGAGACGAGCUGACCGGCAUCCUGGCCGCUGUGGCAGCUUCAGAGUCCAGUGUGCUCCCUCCCCACAGCAGUCUCGAGAAAGCCGAGGAGACGAACUCCCUGAAGAUGAAAGAUGACAAUGACAUCCCGGACUUUUCGCUCCUGAAGCACCUGAGCGGCGAAGAUAUCACGGCGUUUUUGAAGUCUGAAUGGCUCAAGCUGCGAAGGGAGCACGAGUACGAAUUGCAUCAGACGACUGAAGAGCUGUUCAGGCUGAAAAGGCAUUUUGCAAAGGAUGGAGCUGUGUUGCCUUUUAGGAAAGAGAGAGAGCUUGAGCUCAUCAAAUCAAAGCUGCUUCAGACUAUCUCCAAAAUGGAUGUAAUUAUCUCGAGGAAAGAGGGCUCUGGUUUUGAUCACAAUGAGGAUGAUGAGCUAUGCAGAUUGAAGGACAGGAUCGGUUCUCUGCUCGACGAAAAUGAACACCUCCGAGGUUUGCUCUCUGACAAAACAAAGGAAGCUAAGCAGCUCUCUGCACAAGUAGUCGAUGCGCAGAGCAAUGUCGGGCACCACUCGCUGUCCGAGUCAAAACUCAGCGAUGAGCUUGAAGAUCUGAAGAUUGAGAGCCACUUGAAAGAGCUAUUGGAACUGUCUAUAUUAAGAGAAGUGUUUGGCAGUUAUGAAAAUCAGAUUGAUGAUCACAACCAGGAGGAGUGCUUCCUCAGAGAGUUGCUUAUGGAGAAAGAAGAGCGGUUACUUACCAUGUCUGGGGAUAAACAUAAGCUCAAGUAUGAAAAUGACCAGCUUAUAUCUAUCGUAGGAUCAAAACUGGUUCAGCACCAUGAGGAAUUCGACUUGGUUAACGACGAGCUUACGAUGUUCAGGGAGAAGGUGUGUGAGCAAGAGCUGCUGAUCUUGGAGUUCAAAGGAGAGUCGAGCUCGAUGAAGAGCUGUCUGGAUGAGGCCUUGCAGCAAAUCCAUGUGUGCAAGCAAGAGAUAGUUGGGCUGACUGAAAGCUUGACUUCCAUGUCCCUUGCUUUGGAGGAAGCAAAAGAGCAAAAUGCCUCGCUUGACGCGACUAUUCGAGAAAUGAAGAGAACAGCAGCGCCACUCACUGACGGUCAUAUAGGGGAUGAUGCAGGGCCCCUAGAGCAAUUCACCCUUGUUAGCAUGGAGAUAUUGUCUAAAGCAUACAGUGAUUUCGAAAGCAGAUUAGCUCAAAGUAUGAAACAAAAUGAUAUAAGGUUGACUAGAAUAAUUCGCCAGUUCAACCCACUGGUGCAGCAAGUUGCUGUACUAAAGAAGAAGGAAUUCUGGUAUAAACAAAUACUCGAGAUUAAAUGCUCGAAUCUCGAAAAAGCAGAAGCUGAGGUUGAUGUACUUGGCGACGAGGUCGAGACCCUCUUACGUGUUCUUAGUAAAAUCUAUAUAGCACUUGACCAUUACUCUCCUGUCCUGAAGCACUACCCUGGGGUGACCGAGAUUCUGAAUGUAGCUCAUAAGGUGUUGCAAGGAGAAAGUAUUGAGCAAUACAACACUCUGUUAAAACAUUAACAUCACAGAUGUUGACUUGGACAGAUCCUGAGAAUAGCUUCGGGCAAGUUUUUGCAGUGACUUACAGGGAGGAAAACGAAGAUGUUAACUUAUAGAUAUAGUUGCAGUCAGAGUAGUAGACGGCAUUAUUCGAUUGCUAGUGUGACCAGGGUAAUUAUCUCUUUUCUUAGGUUUCACUUGUAUCAUAUCAGUGUGCAGUUUGUAGUUGUCGAUACAAAUCUGUAGGGUUCGCUUGUGUUAGUUGCAGCUUUCAGGUUGGAUUAUGGGUGUACCAUUUCUCUGUUUUCUGAGAAAAUUGGGUGAUUGUUUCUCUGCUUGCAGCAAGGCAGCUUGUUAUAGUCCCAGCUUUACUGUCAGUGACUGUGUAUAAGUCAGUCCUAGCUUGUAUCGUAUUGACUGUGUUUAUGUACUUAUUUGUAUAAGCUGUAA
Molecule: messenger RNA, 2619 nt
Organism: Triticum dicoccoides
Lineage: Eukaryota; Viridiplantae; Streptophyta; Magnoliopsida; Poales; Poaceae
Product: WPP domain-associated protein-like
Exons: 5
Coding region: 472-2190 (572 amino acids)
Source: RefSeq, a predicted model, not a curated record